Molecule: messenger RNA, 1107 nt
Organism: Nicotiana tabacum (common tobacco)
Lineage: Eukaryota; Viridiplantae; Streptophyta; Magnoliopsida; Solanales; Solanaceae
Source: RefSeq, a predicted model, not a curated record
AUGGAGAAAACGACCUCAUCGCUCUCAGAUGUCUGUGCUUUCUGGAAUCACUUGGAUGAAGAAAAGAUUAUAAGCUAUGUGAGUCCGGAGAAAGAUGUGGAUGGCUUUCAUCCCACCAAUGUUGGUAAUCUUGCCAUGCGCGGAAGGGAGCCCUCAUUCAUCCCUUGUGCUUCAAAGAGUUGCGUUGAGUUACUGCUCAGGAAUGAUGUGAAAAUCAAAGGUAAAAAUGUAGUGGUAGUCGGGAGGAGCAAGCUUGGGGGGUUGCCCACUUCCUUGCUAAUACAGAGGCACCAUGCAACAGUCACUACUGUGCACGCAUUCACCGGGAACCCAGAGCAAGUAACCUGUGGGGCUGACAUUUUGGUUUCAGAUAUUGGAGUUCCAAACAUGAUUCGAGGGCACUGGCUGAAACCAGGGGUUAUUGUUGUUGACAUGGGUGCAAAUUCAGUUGAGGAUACUGGCAGUUUGCAGGGUCAUCGUCUGGUUGUAGAUGUUUGCUAUGAGGAAGCGAUAGUGAAGGCCUCAGCUAUUACCCCUGUUCCAGGAGUGGUGUCUGGACCUACUUACGCGCACCUUGACAAUUCCAACGCGUACUUGCUACCUCUCUUCAGCAUAGGUUAUGGUUAUAAUCACAACAUCCUCAGAUCCAAGUUUAUUCUCUUCCAACUCAGAAAAUCAACUUAUCUGAGUGGUUAGCAGUGUGGGAAGCUAUCUGGAAAGAGGGAGAAAAUUCGUAUUAAUAUGUGCUUCAUGUGCAAGAGGUCGGGGAAGAUGUGAACCACUUACUAGUUCAUUUCAGGCCGUGCAUUUUGUUUUGGAGUCUAGAACCUGUUUGGAGCCAAAUAGUCAAUGCUGAACACUGGCAAAAACUUGCUAUAUGCAUUCAGAAGGAAAAGGAGAAGAGGAUGACCAUGGGAAGUGGUUGUUGUGACACUCGUCUGAAUAACUAGGGAAGAAAUAAAUGGAGGAGAUUUUGAAGGAGUUUUCACUCCUUUGCACAUAUUUGAAUCAUUCAUAUUUUCUGUAAAUUGUUGGAGCAGUUAAUAGAAUCCUGAUUAGAAUAGACGAUAGAGUACACUUGGUAAAAAAUCAUAUUGUGUAUUUGUA